Messenger RNA from Alternaria viburni, 696 nucleotides. RefSeq lists its product as uncharacterized. Lineage: Eukaryota; Fungi; Ascomycota; Dothideomycetes; Pleosporales; Pleosporaceae. The transcript is spliced from 2 exons. The coding region runs from base 1 to 696 and encodes 231 amino acids. The record is from RefSeq and is a predicted model, not a curated record.
AUGCGCUGCCUAACCCUAGCGAUUAUUGUCCUGCAACUCGCACUCCAGCAUGCAUCAGCGACAGUAGGCGUCCUUGACAUCGACGACCUGCUACGAUCAGAUCUCCAACAGCACCUAUCCACUCCAAGCGAAGAUCAUCCCUAUCUCCCCACCCUCGGCCAAAAGUACUGCGUCUACACAUCCAACACGACGGGCCCACACGGCCUCUCCCUGAUCUUUCCCCCAAAAUCCGCCCAUCUAGCGUCGGAAUAUCUCGACGACAACCCGCUGGACAAUUUCCUCACACAAAAGGAUGCUGAGCGCCUCUACUUCGGCGGCCAACCAUGGAAAAUCGUCGACAUACCCGGGAAAGCGAAAGGAGUAGUGGCCACUCGCAAGAUCAAAAUGUACGAGACGUUCAUGGUGGAUCAGGCCGCUGUUGUUGUAUAUAUGGGGGCGGAGAAGGCGUUGAGCGAGGCCGAGAACAAGAAGCUUAUGAAGAGGGCUGUAGAUCAGUUGCUUGUUCCUGCGAUGAUUAGGGAUAUGAGUUCUGCGCAUGCGGGGAAGAGCCAUGAGCGUAAAGAUGAUGGAGAUGACGAAGAGGACGGAAGCUUAGAGGAAGCCAUCAUGAAGACGAACGCGUAUGGCAGUACGGUUGCGGAGGUUAGCUCGAGGGCGUUGUAUCCGCUGAUCUCGGUAGGUCGCGACGCAGUCUAA